Lachancea fermentati is the source of this 2346-nucleotide messenger RNA. The record is from the annotation of a GenBank genome assembly. Lineage: Eukaryota; Fungi; Ascomycota; Saccharomycetes; Saccharomycetales; Saccharomycetaceae.
AUGGCAAGAGGGUCUAACAGAUAUGUCCCUGUAAAUCAACAGGAUGAGGACAGCAGUCCUGAUGAUUCAGUUGGUGUGAGUUUGGACUCAGCGGAACCUCCACCAUUGCCCCCAUCUUAUGACGAAACAGAAACGGGUAACAAUAAUUUCGAGCCCAUGGAGUUAGAGGAGGGACCGGAAAUUGAAGAAUUAGGGAGGAUAGCGCGAUUGAAGCGCAGAUUCAAGGACUACGUCAUGAUACCAAUGCGUGAAAAAAUCACUGAUCCUCUAGCUGAGAUACUUUCGCUCAUUUCCCACAAGGUUGACUUUUAUUUGAACAAGAUUGGAAAUCCAUUAAUUCUAAGACGGUUUGUUUACAUAUUUGCAAUGUCUUUUGUGAUUUAUUAUAUUUCUAUGAGUGGGCUACUGCCCAAUGAGAGAACUAUGGGGACGAGAGGAAUGUUCUCAGAUAAAGCCCAGUUGAUAGCUUACGCUAAACGGGCUAUUGAUCUAUCGAAAGUUGAGAGCGAUAUGGAAUAUCUGAGCAGAAUGCCUCAUAUGGCUGGUACCAAGGGGGACUAUGCUAUUUCCCGGUAUGUUGAAGAAUCACUCGUGAACAAUGGGAUAAGAUUACAUGUUGCCACCCAAUUUGAUACCUAUCUUGACUAUCCUGGAAAUGUUUCACUAGUGGCUUUCUCAAACUCUGGUGAAGAGAUUCACAUAGAGACAAAUGAAUUGAACUUCAACCCGUUGAGCGCUAGUGGCAAAGUUGAAGGUGCAUCAUUGCUUUACGCGCAUUAUGGAACAAAGUCUGAUUAUGACAACCUUAAAGAGAAGGGACUUUUAAGUGAAAAUACGGCAGUUUUGGUACAUUACGGCAAUUUGGUGAGCGAGCAAGUGCUAAGAGCCCAACAGUAUGGAAUUAAGGCGAUUUUAUUCAUAUCGGAUACAGGCUCCGAAAAUGACCCUGAUAUGGUUCAAAGAAGAUCUGUAGCACUAUCACAGUAUGCUAUGGGUGACCCACUGACUCCUGGUUGGGCUUCCACCCUUCCAAAAAAGAUUCCCUUUGAAGAUUCGCCCAUAGCUCCAAGAAUACCUACCAUUCCCUUAUCAUCGCGUCAAGCUCAACAACUCAAGAAACUCCUUUCCUCAGAUGGAUCUUUAGAUUUUAAUGAUGGUUGGCAUAGUGGAAAGAUCGGUGAUGCAACCAUAAACUUGGAGCUAGAAAACAGCAUAAGACCAACGCACCUCAGUUGGAAUGUCGUUGGCAAAAUUGAAGGUAGAGAACAGAACGACAAAGCAAUAGUUAUUGGCGCAGCUCGUGAUUCGUCUUGUUUUGGAGCAAGUUAUCCUAACUUUGGCACUGCUAAUCUUCUGUCUUUGGUACAACUAUUCCAACAGAUAAGGUAUAAAUUUGAUUGGAGACCUCUGAGGAAUAUAUAUUUUAUUUCUUAUGAUGCCUCAAACUACGGAAAUGCAGGCUCUACCGAGUUACUAGAAGUUGAACUUUCAAAAAUGAAAAAUGAAAUAUAUGCUGUACUUGAUAUCAGUCAACUAGGUAUUGAUCCAGACAAUAACAAAUUGGACAUCCAAGCUCAUCCACUUUUGUUUAGUUUCUUCAACGAUCAAAGCACGAAAAUGGAAUUUGACAUCAAUGUGAGAACUGUACAGCAGUAUGGUGAUUGGUCAAGUUACAUGGCGAAUGGAAUUCCUGUAGCCGUAUUAUCUACGGAUCAUGUGCGCACGAGGAAGGCCCCUAUAGAUACCUGCUCUGAUACCUUCGAGAAGUUUAGAGAGGUCACCGCUAAAGACGAAUGGAAAAAGGUUUCCGAUACAUUGCUGUACGUAUUCCAGGUGGUCCUAAAGCUUGUUGACGAUCCUCUAAUACCUUUUAGCAUCGGUGGUUAUGUUUCUGUCGUUGAUGAGCUCUUUAAAGAUCUUCAAAAGUCCACAGAUCAUCAGCUGAAUUUUGAGCCCAUUAUGGAAGGAAUGCUGUUAUGGAAGAGGAUUGGUCUACAGUGGGAUUCAUGGGUGAGCGCAUGGAAUAACAUUGUUUUACUUGAAGAUGAUGGAAUUGAGCCUUCACUGCUAUCGGUCGAUCGUUGGACAUGGAACAAGAAACUCGCCAAUAUAGGCAAAAGACAAUGCAUAUCAGAAGGUUUACCUGAUAGAAAGUUUUACAAGAACAAUGUAUUUGGCCCUGCUUUAUGGAUGGACGAUUCACAUGACUCAUGGAGCUUCCCCGGAGUUCGUGAUGCGAUUGCUGAUGAGGACUGGGAGCGCGCGCAGGAACAAAUUAAUUCUCUGGCAAAAACUCUACACAAGUCGGCAAACCUUUUCAUUGAAGAGACUAACGAUGUCAAUUGA